AUGGCCACGCACAUGCCCCCUCCGCAAGCGGCGGGCGGGGCGGGGUCCAGCACACCCCCACGGCGUACCUUUGGUUCGGCGGCUAACGGCAACGCCAGCGGCGGCGCUGGCGUCAGCGGCGAGCGGCCCCUGUCGACCGUCUCGGCGAGCUCAAUGACACCGAGCAACAGCAUGUCACAUCUCGCACCACCAGUAUCGAGUCCGGGGCACGAGCCCAACCGCGGGCGCUCGCCGUCGUCCGCAAGCACGGGCAGCGCGGCGCAGCUCGCGGCCGAACGCGCAACGCAGUGGCUCUCGAGCCUGGCACCACGCGGCGAGGGGCGCGGGCGCGAGUUCAUCACCAACACCCUUAGCGGCGUAGCGACCGUUGCGUCGACCGUCGGACAGGAGGUGAACGGCUUCAUCGCUGCCAAUGCGGCUGCGCGCAAUGGCGCAUCGUCGGGCCACUCGCGCCCCAACUCGUUCUCGGCGUCCAGCCCGCCCAACGGCGCCGUGCCAGUCCCCUAUGCGCGGCGCGACUCGGCGCGCUCGCCGUCGCCAUCAGCGGCGGUGAAUGCCAACGGCACGGCCCGCAGGAUCCCCCAGCCGGCCAACAUUAGCCGGCUGGGCGGCGCGGCGACGCAGGGCAGCGCACUGGUGACGAGCCCGAUUGCGUCGCCAACAUCAGCGUCGUUCCAUCGCGGCCCUCAGCAGCAGCAACAGCAGCAGCAGCAGCAACAGCAACAGCCAGUCGUCGCACCAGGGCACCGCACGACCCCUUCCCAAUCCAGUGCGUACAGUGCACGACGCGGCAGCUAUCAUGCGCACACAAGAACGGGGAGUGCGGGUCUCGCGACUUCGCCAGCACUAUCAGCAACUAGUGAAGUCAACCCCGCCACGGCGAAAGUGCGGCAAGCGGGCAUGCCUUACAAGAUUGGGUUCCAGCCCAGCGGCGUGCGCAACGACCGUUCAGGCGAGUUUAUGCGGAAUCGCAAGGCGCUGGCGUCGGAACGCGACAAGGAGGAGGGGAGGCUGGGUCGAAGAUGGGCCAAGCUCGUCGAUCUCCACUUUAACCCUGCGAUGCAGGUCCGGCCUCCGGGUAUGACGCGGUCUCCGUCCUCGUCGUCCACUACGACGACAGGAGGACGCAAGAGCUUACUGUCCAUGGACGGCGCGCUCGACUCGCUCAAGCCGAGAGAGGUGUGGAAGGGGCUCAAGAUGGCCGCUGGGCCUAACCCCGAGGAGGCAAGGAAGAGAGCGGCUGAGCAGUCGAUCGUCAAGUGGGAGGAGGACGCAGAAGUCAAGAAGUGUCGCAUAUGCCAAGCAUCAUUCACAUUGUCGACACGGAAACACCACUGCCGCCUUUGCGGCCGCAUCGUCUGCUCACUACCACCUACGCCGCCAGCACUCCUCGCGGUCCAGGUCCAGCUGUUUGCUCCGGCGGAUCCGGACGCGGCAGCAAACCCAGCCACGGCGUCAUCGCAGGCCGCGUUGCCACCAGGGACGCGGCGCGAGAAGUGUUCCUUGCUCCUAGUGGCCGAUUACAAGACGGGGCGUGGCGAGGAGGUCGACGAGGGCUUUGUUGGAUGGAUGACGCUCGACGAGACAGAGGGCAAGAGCGGCGCCAACGGCGAGACAUCGCCCAUUCGCCGCGCCAAGCGCCUCCCACCCGAACAGCGCCAGCACGGGCGACAGUCGUCUAUCGCAAGCGAGGGCACCAUCGACUCGCGGUCGAGCACUCCCCUCCCGCAGCAACCCCAAGAGGUACAGGUCAAGGGCGUGCGCGUGUGCCGCGACUGCUGGGGGACCGUGUCGCGCAAGCAGCGCAUGGCCGACCUGCAGCGCGUGAGCCUCUUCCAGCGGCUGUACUAUGCGCUGCGGGCGACGCAGUCCGAGAUCGAGUCGCUCCUGCCCGACUUUGAAGAGGGGCUCGGGGCGCUCAAGGCCGCCAUGGAGCCCGAGGAGCCGUCGCUCGAGCUGCUCGACCUGCACAAGCAGCUCCUGGCCCUGCUGGGGCAGUACGACGCGAUCGCCAAGCGCAUCUCCAACCUGCCGUGCGAGGACGGCGGCAGCCAGCAGACGGUGCAGGGCGCGAUUGCGCGCACCGCCGCCGUGUUCCUCGCCAAAGCAAUGGUCACGGUGCAGGAGCUGCCCAAGCUCCAGCGCAUGGUCGCAGCCGCCAAGGCCAAGACCAUGGUGAUCGUCGAGUCGCAGCUGCCCGACGUGCUCCGCGAGGAGGGCGUGCGCGACGACGAGGUCGAGAAUGUGGCCGCGGCACUCCAACCGCUGCUCGAGCAACAGGCCCAGCUCGAGUCGUUCAUCGCCGAGGCCAAUGCCCAGCGCAAGUAUGACGACAGCCGCGCGCUCUCCACGGCGCUGGCAGAUAUCGAGAGCGAGAUUGCACGACUCACGACCAACGCGCUCAAGUAA
Messenger RNA from Vanrija pseudolonga, 2409 nucleotides. RefSeq names its product Vacuolar segregation protein pep7 (gene pep7). The transcript has 5 exons. The coding region runs from base 1 to 2409 and encodes 802 amino acids. Lineage: Eukaryota; Fungi; Basidiomycota; Tremellomycetes; Trichosporonales; Trichosporonaceae. The record is from RefSeq and is a predicted model, not a curated record. Gene Ontology annotation, molecular function: metal ion binding.